AUGAGCCACCAGCGGGAUCUUCUGGUCGUUGGUGCUGGCACGUUGGGGAGCCUGCUGAUACAGCAACACAAGGAGAAGUUUCCAGAGGCCCGUGUGGUCGCAGAGACAAGGACUGACGCCAAGCACGAGGCGCUCAAGAGCUUGGGAGCAGAGGCGAGGACGGUCUCACAAGCCGGAGACGAAAAGUUCGCAAACGUUGUGUUCUGCGCUGCUCCAGGAGGGAAUGAUAACUAUGCUGCGGAAGUAGAUCGGGCACUGAACAUGUGGUCGGGGGCUGGAAAGUUCGUUUUCACAUCGUCAGGAGGAGUUUACGCAGAGAGCUCGGGAGGAACGGUCAACGAGCAGAGCCCUGUGGCGUCAAGUGCCAGAACCCAGAAGCUGAUUGACGCAGAGAAGUGCACGACCGAGAGAGGAGGAAGCGUCCUGCGACUUGCUGGCCUCUACACGCUUGAGCGAGGGGCUCACAACUACUGGCUGAACGCAGGGAAGGUGGACGGACGACCCGACGGGUUGAUCGGGUUGGUGUCGUACGAGGACGCAGCAGCAGCAGCUCUCACGGUUCUCAGCUCUGAAAAAUCCGUGAAAGGGGAAGUGUUUGUCAUCUGCGACGGCAAGGAACAAACGCGUCAAGACAUAUGUGAGUCAGCCUUGAAGACAGCCAUGUACAGGGACAAGAAGCUGCCUGUCUUCACCACCACUGAAGGCCCCAUCGGCAAGCGCUAUGACAUCUCCAAAGCGCUGGAACUGGGUUGGAAACCAAGAUACCCAAGCUUCGAUGAGUUCUGUGACCUUCACAAGUAG
This is a messenger RNA of Guillardia theta CCMP2712, 801 nucleotides long. RefSeq lists its product as hypothetical. The coding region runs from base 1 to 801 and encodes 266 amino acids. The record is from RefSeq and is a predicted model, not a curated record. Lineage: Eukaryota; Cryptophyceae; Pyrenomonadales; Geminigeraceae. The transcript is spliced from 5 exons.